Aspergillus homomorphus CBS 101889 is the source of this 2033-nucleotide messenger RNA. RefSeq names its product rhomboid family membrane protein. Gene Ontology annotation, cellular component: membrane. The record is from RefSeq and is a predicted model, not a curated record. The transcript has 3 exons. Gene Ontology annotation, molecular function: serine-type endopeptidase activity. Gene Ontology annotation, biological process: proteolysis. The coding region runs from base 257 to 1798 and encodes 513 amino acids. Lineage: Eukaryota; Fungi; Ascomycota; Eurotiomycetes; Eurotiales; Aspergillaceae.
CCCUGUUUGUUCUCUUGCUCGACCGCCAAACUGCCUGCCUGUCUGUCUGUCUGUCUGUCGGCCUUCCUUUACCCCGGUCAAUCUCCUGCACCAACUCGAUCACUAUCAUCCGUUGCAGAUUGAAUUCGCCCAAAAGGCAAAGCAACUACUAAAACUUUCCUUCGAAAUCAGCCCUGCCGGUCGCAAUACUUAGUCAAAUAGCCAUCACCUCCCCCCCACCCCUUGCGCCCGUUACCAACUCGGCUGACCAUCCGACAUGGCGGCCAACAGCUACUAUCAGAGCGGCUACAGCAGCAAUCCGCCUACUUACGAGCAAGUCAAUCCACACACAUCCCAGUACCCGGCAACUGGCCAUCCCGAUUUCAACACACAUCCUUACCAGCCAACGGCCUCCGACCCUCAGCUUCACUAUAGUCAACAAUCACUGGGCUCCGAUCAAGGAGCCUAUGCCGCUGGCGCCAGAUUGAACGAAGGUGAACAAUAUGCCGAGAAUAUCCCCCUCAAAGCCAACAAUCAGUAUCCGAAUGGGCCCCCGCCGCCUGCGAAUUGGAUGCAUCAACCAACGCAUUAUCCGCCGUCCCCGGACGAGAUCGAGCCGGCCAUGCGUCCGAACGCUCGUCGAACACAGAAGAGGGGCUUGUUGGGAAGGAAGAUCGCUUGGGUGACCUAUACACUGACAUUGAUCCAAAUAAUUGUCUUCAUUGUGGAAUUAGUCAAAAAUGCUCAAUUUACAGGAUCCCCGAUCGAGACUAAACCAUCGUUCAAUGUCAUGAUCGGUCCGUCGCCGUACCUCCAGAUUUACAUGGGAUCGCGAUACACCCCGUGCAUGAAGAAUACGCCAGGCAUUCAGGAUGCCAAAGAAACGAUCCUCUUCCCUUGCCCCAACGCGACGACAACCGAGGCCCAUUGUACCUUGUCCGAACUGUGUGGCUUUAGUGGUGUGCCAAACCCGACCCCCAACGGAUCGCUCGAUGACCAGCCUGAGCCGAACCAGUGGUUCCGAUUCAUCAUCCCAAUGUUCAUUCACAGCGGAUUCGUCCACAUCGGCUUCAACUUGCUCGCGCAGAUGACGAUCGGUGUUGCCAUGGAGAAAAUGAUCGGAUGGUGGCGGUAUGCUCUGGUGUAUCUGGCCAGCGGGAUUUGGGGAUUCGUCCUCGGAGGCAACUACGCCGCUCAGGGCCAGGCCUCCUGCGGCUGCUCCGGGGCACUAUUCGGCAUUCUCGCCCUCGAUCUCUUGGAUCUGUUCUAUACUUGGCAAGACCGCCAGUCGCCGUUUGUUGAAUUGGUUAUCAUGAUUCUAGGAAUUGGCGUGUCUUUUGUUUUGGGACUUCUGCCGGGACUGGAUAACUUCUCGCAUAUCGGUGGCUUCACCAUGGGUCUGGCUUUGGGACUGUGCCUUUUGAGGUCGCCUAAUGCGCUUCGUGAGCGCAUUGGACUCGCACGGAACCCGUAUGUAGCCAUGAGCGGCGGUGUGGGCACGGCCACGCCGGAGGAUGGGCAGAAGGUGGUUCCAGGCCCCAGUCUUGUCGAUUUCAUCAAGGGCAAGCGCAGCCUCAAGUCGUCUGAGGGCAAAUCAAACCCGAUGAACUUCUUCCGCGGCCGGAAGCCUCUGUGGUGGGCAUGGUGGUUGGUGCGCGCGGGAGCUUUAGUCGCCGUGCUGAUCGGGUUCAUCCUUCUCAUCAUUGAUUUCUACAAAUACCCCAAGUCGAAUUGCUCUUGGUGCUAUCGACUCAGUUGUUUGCCGAUCAAGGAUUGGUGCGAGCAGGGGAACAUCACGACAGAGCAGAACUCUACUUAGACGCAUCUGAUAUAUGGCAUUUUCGAUUCAUCGGCAUAUGAUUUUUGCAUCAUCUGAAUAUCCCUCUGCGAUUUGAUUGGCAUUUCUUCUUUCUCAUCGGCUACGGCCAUUACAGUACAUUAUUCGACGGCGUUAGUGGAGACGACGCACGCCUGAGUUGCAUCAGUGCAGCGGUCAUAUGUUCAUAAAGUAUCUCUGGUAGAAUAGCGAAUGCAUAACGAACAGAAUUGAGAAC